Molecule: messenger RNA, 3382 nt
Organism: Polistes dominula (European paper wasp)
Lineage: Eukaryota; Metazoa; Arthropoda; Insecta; Hymenoptera; Vespidae
Product: 5'-3' exonuclease PLD3
Molecular function (GO): catalytic activity
Source: RefSeq, a predicted model, not a curated record
UUAACGGUGUGGUUCGACCUACCCGCGACCGUGGAUUCCUUCCUUCGCCGAAAUUCCAUUGUGUUCACUCUCUCUCUCUUUCUCUUUCUCUUUCUCUCUGUCUCUCCCUCUCAUUCGUCAUCCCUUCUCCAAUCUAUCUCUUUCUAUCUUUCCACACGACGAAAGCAAGGAUGCUUGUGGCCGUUCGCGGCAAUGCAACGGCACAGCCUGCGUGUUUCCUAAGCGACGACGACUCCAGAGAAUAUAGUGACUCCAAGAUUUCAUCGUGAGAUAACUCAUAUUACAAACAUACAUAUAUACACACACAAAUAUACAUACAAACGAAACAGAGAAACAACAGCAAUUAUCCCGUUCGUGAUCGAUAAUGAAGCGUACGACGACGUGCAUCCUGUUUAAAAGAGCCGGAUUUGCGUGCUUCAGCAGCAUCGAUUUCGUACUUCGAUUUUCAAGAUAUUGUUCAACUUCAUCGAGGAUACCACGCUAGAGUGCUGAAUCGACCUAAAGAAAAAAAGAGAUAGAGAGAAAGAGAGAAAGAAAGAGAGAAAGAGAGAGAGAGGAAAGAAAGAAUGUGAAAAAGCAUGCAAGGAGGGUGGAACGGUACGAAGCACACCGAUAGAAAUCAAUAUUUCCGGCCGAUAUGGAGGCAGGAUCGAGUUCGAUGAGGUUUUUUCGAUUGGCACAACCCUGAUUCGAAGAGUUUAAUUUAUUCCAUCUUUGAGAGAUUCUUAAUAUUAACGUCGAAGGAGUAAACGUUCUUCAUAAUGUCCUUCUUCGGCUGGAAAAAAGGCGGUAGUGAUACUUCCGAUAACACUGGGAGAAAUUUACAGGAUGGCCUCUUUCAAAUAGCCUCUCAAGCUUGCCACAUUCUCGUACAGGUAAACAAUACACACAACGUUUCUUACGGAGGCGGAAGCAAUAAUGUAACGAACGUUGCAUAUUCGAAAUAUUCAACCGCGGGUGGAUCGACCACACUAUCGACAUCCACUUCGGUACGAGGAACAUCUUCGGGCAAACCGUAUCCGAAAUAUGCCGAACCACGAACGAAGGACCAAGACGUUGUGGUUCUGUUACCGCAUAGGAAAAGCAGGACACCCAAAAUCAAGCACAAAUUAUCGACGGUCUCGGAAAAUGCAAGAUUGGACGUUAAUUCGUCGACAGGUGAUGACGAUUUAGAGUUAUGGGACCAAUCUGGAUUCAUGCUGCGAAACGACGUAGACGACCCUCUCACUAAUGCAAAGUGGGGUGCGCAAGGAUGGUGCAGACCAAGUUGCAUACCAAUAACGGUGAUCUUGAUACUCAUCGUUCUCGUCGUUCUGUUACCCCUUCUUGAUCAUGCUACGGAUAAAUUCGUAUUAAAUUCUACGAACAUCGAUGCUGAACUAACUUGUAUGGAUAGCUGUAGUAUUUCUCUUGUCGAAUCUAUACCAAUUGGAUUGAAUUAUAGCAAUAAUUCGGUGUUACACGAGACUACCUAUGACUCUUGGAUGAACCUAAUCGCAAUGGCCGAAAACACGAUAGAGAUAGCGUCCUUGUAUUGGACCAUGAGAAGACAGGACGUUUAUCCGGAUGACAGUGCGAAAGAGGGCGAGGCCGUAUUCCAAGCACUUAUUGAAGCAGGACGGGACAGACAAAUUUCAUUAAAGAUAGCGCAGAACAUGCCUUCUCAUUCGUAUCCGAACAUCGAUACUGAAAUAUUGACGAAGAAAGCACACGCACAAGUAAGAAGUUUGAAUUUUGCUGGCCUCUUAGGUGGAGGUGUACUUCAUACUAAAUUGUGGCUGAUAGAUAGACAACAUGUAUAUGUUGGUUCAGCUAACAUGGAUUGGCGAUCUCUUACACAAGUUAAAGAACUGGGAUUGGUCGCUUUAAAUUGCUCCUGUUUGGCGACUGAUUAUGCCAAAAUUUUCGAUAUUUACUGGCAAUUGGGCAAAGAUGGUAGAGUGCCACCGACGUGGCCGGACUCCGUCAACACGAAAAUAAAUAUCGAUAAUCCUAUGAAUUUUAGUUUAAUGGGUAAUAAAUACAAAACGUUUAUCGCUAGUUCACCACCACCAUUUUCGCCUACUGGUAGAAGCAAUGACAUAGAUGCCAUUUUACAUUGCAUAGAAAAAGCGGAGAAAUUCAUUUACAUAUCCGUAAUGGAUUAUUUUCCCUUGGUUAUUUAUACACCAAAAAUAAAAUAUUGGCCAGUAAUAGACAAUGCUUUAAGAGCAGCUGCUAUUGACCGUAAAGUCACGAUCAAACUGUUAAUAUCACUGUGGAAACAUUCAAGAGCAUCUGAAAGUUAUUUUCUUAAAUCAUUAGAAGCAUUGACGAAUAGUUACAGAAAUGUCAACAUUGAAAUAAAACGGUUUAUAGUCCCAACUUCUACAGAACUGGACAAUAUACCGUUUUCAAGAGUUAACCAUAAUAAAUAUAUGGUUACGGAUAUUUCUGCAUACAUAGGCACAAGUAAUUGGUCUGGUGACUACUUUAUAAACACAGCAGGAAUUGGGACAGUUUUUGAAGAUGUUGGCCAUAAAAAUCAUGAAAGUAUAAGGCAACAACUGGAAAAUAUUUUUAAUCGAGAUUGGAAUUCAAAAUAUUCAUUUGAUUUAAAUAAUACCGAUCAAGUCCCACAAAAACGAAAAAUUCCAAUAGGAAAUAAUUAUCUAUUAUCAUCUCAUAUUUACCAUAUGCCUGCAUAAUCAAAACAGGUUACACAAUUACUAUAAAAAAAAAGAAAUUAAAUAUUGAUAAAAAAGAAAAAAAAAACAGAUAUAACUUCCUUCCUUAAUAUAACUUCUAUAAGUAUGAUAUAUUCUCUUUUAUUGCAUAAUAUAUCUAAAAGUUAACACACGUAUCUUAUUAAAAAAAAAAAAAAAAGAAGAUAUACUUUCUUCAUAAUAAUUAAUCAAAUAUUGGAGACUGAGAAAGGUCUGGUUUUAAAAUAACUAAGCAGUACUGAACAAUUUCUAAACGCACAUCAUGUAAAAAAAAACUAUCCUGUUGAAAGUAUACUAAGCGUGGCUUCUUCCAUUUAAUUGCUUCAUUAUAUUUUUAUACCUAUAUGAGCUUAUAUAUGCUGAUUUAAAUCCUAAAUCAAAAUAAUGCUCUCUACUUGCAAUAUUAUAUGUAAUUUAACAAAUAUAAAGUAUAGGUAAUAUACGUAUAUAAAAUUAUUUUUAUUUUGAUUAAAAAGGCCAUAAAUUCUAUAGGUAUAAAUUCUAUAUUUAAUAUAUUAUAUUAUUAAUUCUAAAUAACACAAAAUCACUGGCUACUAUUAAACUUAUGGCUGGAAAAUGCAACUAUUUUUUAUUAAAACGCAAUUAUUCCUAAACAGAGGAAAACUUGUUAAAUGAUAAAUAAUACAGAUUUUUUAUAUAAUAUUAUAAUCAAUGAA